This is a messenger RNA of Penicillium lagena, 222 nucleotides long. RefSeq lists its product as uncharacterized. The record is from RefSeq and is a predicted model, not a curated record. The coding region runs from base 1 to 222 and encodes 73 amino acids. The transcript has a single exon. Lineage: Eukaryota; Fungi; Ascomycota; Eurotiomycetes; Eurotiales; Aspergillaceae.
AUGGAAGAUGAUUACCGGGUUGAACCCCAGGAUACUCAUCGAGAUCUGCUACCCCGCAAAGCUGAUGCCGCGCUCUUAUCAAGGGGGGCGAUCCGAACUGUGGACCAGGAGGUGAAAAUUGUUUCAAUAAAUUGGGAUAACUUCCCCAUGAAGUUGGCGCUAAACCGCAUGCGGAACAACCACCAAUUCCCACUAGUGCUUUACAGUCACGAGGAACCUUAG